This is a messenger RNA of Astyanax mexicanus (Mexican tetra), 1459 nucleotides long. It is a transcript of the gene rpp25a, whose product is annotated as ribonuclease P and MRP subunit p25, a. Lineage: Eukaryota; Metazoa; Chordata; Actinopteri; Characiformes; Acestrorhamphidae. Gene Ontology annotation, cellular component: ribonuclease MRP complex. Gene Ontology annotation, biological process: tRNA 5'-leader removal. Gene Ontology annotation, molecular function: RNA binding. The record is from RefSeq and is a predicted model, not a curated record. The coding region runs from base 369 to 1058 and encodes 229 amino acids. The transcript is spliced from 2 exons.
CUGAUCCCCCCUCCUGCCCCAUGUCCCUCACAGCCACUCACAUGCUUUUUUAAUACAUGUUGGUGAACUGUAUUAAUUCUUCUAUGUGUCACGCCUGAGAGAGGACACCUUGACCGUGUGGACAGUUAUUGAAGACUGGGAUCCAGUCAGACUGGCUACAGUUUUACAGUCUGGAAAAAACUUUCUCGCUAAACUAUUUAUCUGAUGUCCACAGACAGCACAGAUGUAAGAAAUGGAUUGCUCUGCUUCUUCAAAGCCUAGUCAUCUACACUCUUAAAGAACUGAAGAACUGGUUGCUCAGAAAUGGCUUUUGAAGAAAGAUUUGAGGAAUUACUUCCCCAUCCCUCACACAAAAAGAGAAUCUGAGGAUGUCAGGUAUGUCCUUCUCUAGCAGAGAGCCUUCCACAUGUUCCACAUCUGUUCCUAAAACCCACCAUUCUGUUACAACCAUGGAUGGAAGUUUAAACACCUGCUCUGCCAAGCCAGCACCAGCAGGAUUCAGAAGAGUAUCAUCUACCGGAGAGCCAAGCUCAUGUCCGGUCCCAGGAUUAGGACCUGGAGUCCUAGAGAUGCGUGUUAAGGAGGGAAGUAAAAUCCGAAACCUGUUAGGCUUUGCCAUGUCCCGUCUGCAGGGAGGAGGACACGUGUCUCCAGUCAGUCAGGUUAUGUUCACUGGAACAGGUCGCGCCAUCACUAAAACCAUUACCUGUGCUGAGAUAAUGAAACGUCAUAUCCGAGGCUUACAUCAAGUGUCCAAGCUUCAGUACAGGACGGUGAGAGAAGUGUGGCAGAGCAGGGAGGAUGAAAGCAUUCAGAUGACUGUGGUUAAAAAAGUCCCAGCCAUUUACAUUUUCCUUUCCAAAGAACCGCUGGAUCCACUGGAGUUAGGAUACCAGUCACCUGCUGAGAUGAGCUCAAGCUCAGAGGAAAACACAAGUGGAGCUGCUACAGAGUCUUCUAGAAAGAGACACUGCAGUCCAUGCUCUUAUGAAACUGUCCAACUGUCCAAAAUUAAAAGAAGUACACAGGAGCACACUGCUACAGCAUAUAAUUACUAGGCAUAUAAUUUCAUGGGAAUUAAUUGUAUCUUUUAUCAACUGAUACAUUCACUUUUUUAUGCAUUUGAAUCUAUAUUUAUCCAUUUUCAUGUGUAUUCAUAGUUUGCACAUUUUAAAUAACAUUGUUAUAAUGCAUUAAUUAUAAUUAUGAGACACAAAGAAUCCGUAAUGUGCUAUUUCCUUUCUCCAAAAUCCUUUUUCCACUGAAGUGUAAUACUGCCAUCUGCUGGCUGUAUAGCAAACUGAUUAUUUGCCUUCUCUAAUUUCUGAGGCCACUUUGCAUGCAAUGUAAUGUAAUGUGGAUUUACUAUUCCAGUACAAGUCCAGGUUUAUGGAGCCUAUGUUAAGGUAAAAAAUAUUAAACAAUGUCCUCUGCUUAAAAUCUGCCUAGGAUUGCAUAA